CUGCAAAAGAAGAAGAACAUCCCCACGUGAGCUUAUUUACAUGAUGGACACAGGCGGUAAAGUGAUUUUUGGUCAGUUUCGAACUGCCCCACUAUCAGAGUCUCAGCUGGACUUCCACGGUCAGCCAUACUCCGUGUCCGUCCUUAAAGUCGGAUACUGUCUCCCUCAGACCGACGGGUCGUUUAAAGCCGAUGGGACCAUCACCCUCAUAACGGGACCCAGGACUAUUCUGGUGGACACCGGUGGACCGUGGGACCGAGACUUUCUCCUAAUGACCCUUAAAGAGAGAGGUCUGGAACCGGGAGACAUUGAUUUUGUCGUGGGGACUCAUGGACAUUCCGACCACAUAGGAAAUCUGAGUCUUUUCCCAACGGCAGUGAUAAUUGUGGGAUAUGACAUCAGCGAGGGGGACACAUACCGUCCAAACAAGCUGGCAGAGGGACAUCCUUACUCUAUUGAUGAGCAUGUCUCUGUAGUUCCCAGUCCAGGCCACACAGGACAAGAUGUCAGCGUCCAGGUGAAGGGAGCCUCAGCGGGCACAGUGCUCGUUGCAGGAGAUUUAUUUGAGUGCUGCUCAGAUGAGGACAGCUGGCGGGAUCUGAGUAUGAACAUUGCAGUACAGGAAGUCAGUCGACAGCAGGCGCUAUGCGUAGCUGAUGUCAUCAUACCUGGACAUGGACUCCCAUUUCGAGUCCUAAGGAACCGAACUGACCCUGGAGGUCUGGAUUAAGUGAAGAACUUGACUUUAUCGACUAUAUAACAUACAGUAUAUCAGCUGACAUAAUAAUCAUACUACAGCUGGGUUAAGUGCCUUGCUCAAGGGCACUUAACCUCCAAUUUGCUCCCCGGGCGCUUGAUGCUGCCCACUGCUCCUGUGUGUUUCACUGCAUGUAAUUUGCCGGGUGUUGCAUGUGUGUGUUCAACUAAGGAUGGGUCAAAUGCAGAAGACGAAUUCAGUGUGUGUAUGUAAAAAUAUAUAUACUGUCAAUAAAGCUGAUUCUUCUUCUUU
Messenger RNA from Scatophagus argus, 1009 nucleotides. It is a transcript of the gene mblac1, whose product is annotated as metallo-beta-lactamase domain containing 1. The record is from RefSeq and is a predicted model, not a curated record. The coding region runs from base 41 to 730 and encodes 229 amino acids. The transcript is spliced from 2 exons. NCBI's taxonomy places the organism in Eukaryota, Metazoa, Chordata, Actinopteri, Scatophagidae.